AUUACAGCACACGAGUGUUUUUCCGCAUUUAUCGACAACAAAGAGGCCUGGUCGCGGCGACAGAGCGACAAGGGAGAGCCUGUCAUCGUCGUCGUCGUCGUCGUCGUCGUCGUCGUCAUCAUCGUCAUCAUCGUCAUUGUCAUUGUCAUCGUCAUCGUCAUCGUCAUCGUCAUCAUUGUUGUCAUCGUCGUCGUCUCGCACUCAUGGCAGAUCAUGAAGUUGUCCAGGCGAAAAGCAGCUGGAUCUGGGGAUGGUUUAGCUGGUCUGGAUCAUCUUCAACCAUGUUACGUGCUGCGGAAAAGAAGAUUCUGUCGUGUUUGAAAACAGCAUAUCGAGGAUGGUUCGUCGACAUUGGGCCGGUGGUGGGUCCGGCGGACAAGAUAUGGACUAUUUCACUGAACGAAGAAUCGCCGAAAGUACCAAUUGUUUUAUUACACGGUUUAGGAGCUGGAGUAGCAUUGUGGUGUUUAAACUUGGAUGCGCUCGCAUCCCAGAGACCAGUGUAUGCCAUCGAUUUGUUGGGAUUUGGCAGGAGUAGCAGACCUGUUUUUAAUAGUGAAGCGCAAAAAGCCGAAGAGCAGCUAGUAUGUUCUGUGGAAGAAUGGAGAAGAGAAAUGCAGCUGGAGAAUUUUGUGUUGUUAGGUCAUUCGAUGGGUGGCUUUCUUGCGGCAUCUUAUGCUAUGCGAUAUCCCGAAAGAGUGAAACAUCUUAUACUAGCCGAUCCAUGGGGCUUUCCCGAAAGACCAUCUGAUGCUGCUACAAAGGCAAAUGUACCGUUCUGGGUUAAGGCCAUAGCAUUUGCGGUGCAGCCUUUGAAUCCUCUGUGGGCAGUGAGAGUUGCUGGACCGUUCGGACAGUGGCUUAUCGAGAAGACGAGGCCUGACAUUGUAAAGAAGUUUUCUCCUCUACUAAAAGACGAUACUGCUAUAAUUUCACAAUAUAUACAUCAGUGCAACGCGCAAACACCGUCAGGUGAGAGCGCGUUUCACGCGAUGAUGCAAGGUUUUGGAUGGGCAAAAAAUCCAAUUGUUAAAAGAAUGGACAAGUUGAGUGAUGAUAUACCUAUAACAUUACUUUAUGGUAGUAGAUCAUGGGUUGACAAUUCAGCUGGUGAAACGAUUAAACAAUACAAAUCUUCGUCAUACGUUAACGUUCAGGUGAUAACUGGAGCUGGUCAUCAUGUUUAUGCAGACAAAAGUGAAACCUUCAACAAAUAUGUAUUGGAAGCGUGCGCCUUAACUGAUUCUGUACCUCAUUUAACAUCAUCGAACUUACGUUCAUAUAUUAAUACCGUUAGUGAUCAAGAAGUAAAUAUAACUUUAUCCAACGAAGCGCUUGAAGACCGAAGACCAGAGGAAAAAAAUUUAAACACGUCAGAACCGACUAAGAUUUAAUUAAAGUCUAGUUAAAAUUUAAUUAAAGUUUGGAAUAUUCUUGUAAAAUAAGAUAUUUCAGUUUUGCUAGCUGGUACAAAGAAACUAAUAUAUUGUGAUGUAAUUAAGAAUGCCCCGUGAGAUAUGUGAAAUAUUCGAAUGUACAAUUUUGUCGUAACACAUCAGCUUUAUGUAAUUUAGACGUAAUAGUGUGAAUCGACGGACACUAAUGACUGUUAAUUGCUUGACUGUAAAUAUUAAGAUUUCGUGAAAUAAGAUACACUAUUUUCUGUUUUGGAAAUUAUAUGACAAUGUAUUCUUGCAAAUACGCGAAAAAUGUUCAGAUGAACAGAAGAAUAGAAAGUGAAGAAUAAAAUGUGAUCUUGCCAUAAGUAAGAUUUAUAUAAAUUUUUAAUGGAUUAAACGCAAUCGAUUACAAGUCUAUUAUCUAGUGGUAAGAAAUUUAUGUAAAUCAAAAGGGAUCAAGUACUCGUAUAAGAUGUAAUUACAUAAAGGAGGUUUGUACAUUGUGUACAGUCUUAGCUUUACUAACAUAAAGGCCAUCAGUAGCAUUUAGCAAAGAGUGAGCAUUCUUAUUGUUAUUGUUAUUAAUUGUAUCACUUCAUAGUUGUAGCAAGAUUUUAUGUAUAUUGUACAAUACGAUUUAUUACUAAUAAAUUAUUUAUUGUACACAUAUGUACAGAAAGUCGA
Pogonomyrmex barbatus (red harvester ant) is the source of this 2084-nucleotide messenger RNA. RefSeq names its product pummelig (gene puml). NCBI's taxonomy places the organism in Eukaryota, Metazoa, Arthropoda, Insecta, Hymenoptera, Formicidae. Gene Ontology annotation, cellular component: lipid droplet; mitochondrion. Gene Ontology annotation, molecular function: lysophosphatidic acid acyltransferase activity; carboxylic ester hydrolase activity. The record is from RefSeq and is a predicted model, not a curated record. Gene Ontology annotation, biological process: lipid homeostasis; phosphatidic acid biosynthetic process.